This is a messenger RNA of Naumovozyma castellii, 576 nucleotides long. RefSeq names its product mitochondrial 54S ribosomal protein bL12m (gene MNP1). The transcript has a single exon. The record is from RefSeq and is a predicted model, not a curated record. Lineage: Eukaryota; Fungi; Ascomycota; Saccharomycetes; Saccharomycetales; Saccharomycetaceae. The coding region runs from base 1 to 576 and encodes 191 amino acids.
AUGUCUGUGUCCAUGCUUACAAGAAGAUCCAUCAGAUUGGCACCUCGAUGCCUGGCCCUACAUGCAAGUCCCGCCGCCGUCGCUGUUCAGGGACUCCGUUACAAUUCAACUACACCAGCAACACCAAAGGAACCGACCGCAGUGGAAGUAGACCCUAAGAUUUCAACUAUAGUGGAUUCCAUCUCUAAAUUGACUCUUUUGGAAACGUCUGCUUUGAUAACUGAAUUGAAAACGAGGUUGAAUAUCCCCGAUAUCGCCAUUUCAUCUGGUGUUCCAGCUGGAGGUGCUGUGGGUCAAGCAGGUGGUGCUGCUGGUGCAGCUGAAGCUGAAGAAGAUGCUAACCAAGGUAAGGAAGAGGAAAAAUCAAUUUUCACAAUUAAAUUAGAAGCAUUUGAUGCCAAGACUAAGGCUAAAGUCAUUAAGGAAGUUAAGAGUUUAUUAGGUUUGUCACUAGUGGAAGCUAAAAAAUUCGUGGAAGCAGCUCCAAAGGUAUUAAAGGAAAAUGUGGGUAAAGAGGAUGCUGAUAAGAUUAAGACAACAUUAGAAGGAUUGGGUGCCAAAAUCAGUUUGGAAUAA